CGCCACACGAUCCCUCAGACCAUUCGCACUAGCAGAAAAUCCAAAUCUAAAUCCAAUUCAAAUCAUGGCAUCCAAAUUUCUCCCCUUCCUAUUCGUCGUCCUCUCGCUUCUGGCGGUAGCGCUGCCCUACGGAGCCGCUGCUCUCGCCGGCGGUUGGAAGCAGAUUUCAAAUCCCAAGGAUCCGGAAAUCGUGCGGAUCGGACAAUUUGCAGUGUCGGAGAACAACAAGGAGAAGAAAUCUAAUUUGCAGUUCGUAACCGUCGUCAGCGGGGAGACGCAGGUGGUCGCAGGAACGAACUACAAACUCGUGAUAUCAGCUAAGGAUGCUUCCGGAAGCACCGGUAAUUACCGCGCUGUAGUCUGGUCAAAGCCGUGGCAGAAAUUCACCAAACUCAUGUCGUUCGAGAAAGCUUAAGCGUGAGGUGAGGUGAGGUGUGGUGGUUGCUGCUUCGAAAACGUGUGUGAGUAUAUUGUGCCUGUGGUUAUGCUUUACGCCGGAUUUGUAGGAGCGCUGUCAAUUUGUUUGGAAAUCUGUAUUUUUGUUUGGCUACUGAAGUAAUGUUUCUUAUGGAAUAAUAAACCUUAUUGACAGACAAGCUUGAGAAUAAUUGAGAAAUA
This is a messenger RNA of Andrographis paniculata, 618 nucleotides long. RefSeq names its product cysteine proteinase inhibitor 5. The transcript has a single exon. NCBI's taxonomy places the organism in Eukaryota, Viridiplantae, Streptophyta, Magnoliopsida, Lamiales, Acanthaceae. The record is from RefSeq and is a predicted model, not a curated record. The coding region runs from base 65 to 415 and encodes 116 amino acids. Gene Ontology annotation, molecular function: cysteine-type endopeptidase inhibitor activity.